UUAACUCAAUUUUUGCUUUCAAUAUAGAAUUUCAAAUUUAACCAAAAAUUUGCCCCCUUUCUUUUACACUAAUUGUCCAAUUCUAAUGGCUGGUAGAGGAAAAACCCUAGGGUCAGGUGCUGCAAAAAAGGCUACAUCUCGUAGUAGUAAAGCGGGUCUUCAAUUUCCAGUUGGUCGUAUUGCUCGUUUCCUUAAAGCCGGUAAAUAUGCUGAACGUGUUGGUGCUGGUGCUCCGGUGUACCUUGCUGCUGUUCUGGAGUACCUUGCUGCUGAGGUUCUUGAAUUGGCUGGAAAUGCAGCAAGGGACAACAAGAAGACUAGGAUUGUGCCGAGGCAUAUUCAAUUGGCAGUGAGGAACGAUGAAGAACUGAGCAAACUGCUCGGAGAUGUUACAAUUGCUAAUGGAGGUGUGAUGCCCAACAUUCACAACCUUUUGCUUCCAAAGAAAGCUGGUGGUUCCUCAAAGCCCUCUGCUGAUGAAGAUUAAAAAAGCCUUAGAAAUGGUUUCGUAGUGUAGUAACUGUAUUGUUCUUUAAUAGAGUUAAGGUUUUCCUAGUGUUUUCAAAGUAGUUUAGUAAUUAGGGGUUAUGUUUGAUUUGUGUAUACAAAUGCUGAAGCAAUGAAUGAAAGACCAAUGUCUAUUAUUUUUUAAUUUUCCA
Lycium ferocissimum is the source of this 659-nucleotide messenger RNA. RefSeq names its product histone H2A.6. The record is from RefSeq and is a predicted model, not a curated record. The transcript is spliced from 2 exons. Bases 86 to 487 code for a protein of 133 amino acids. Gene Ontology annotation, molecular function: structural constituent of chromatin; DNA binding; protein heterodimerization activity. Gene Ontology annotation, cellular component: nucleosome. Lineage: Eukaryota; Viridiplantae; Streptophyta; Magnoliopsida; Solanales; Solanaceae.